Molecule: messenger RNA, 3166 nt
Organism: Danio rerio (zebrafish)
Lineage: Eukaryota; Metazoa; Chordata; Actinopteri; Cypriniformes; Danionidae
Source: RefSeq, a predicted model, not a curated record
UUUCCAAUCAGCGUUGAGAACAGUCGUGUCUUUUGAAUAUUAAUGAAUGGUUACACCAAUCACAACGUGGGUUCGUUUCACAGAAGAGUGUUUAGUUGCGCGUUCUCCAUCAGCAGCAUAAAACUUUGUGUCUAUUAGAGUUUGCGCUCAUGGCGAAGGUGACUUGCUGGUGGUUGGACGUUACCUGCGUCUUGAUGGAUUCUUAAAACGGAGACUUAAAAGCGUCGUUUGUGGAUUACAGGUGCUACAUAUUAGAUGCAGUGGACCGGCAUGAAUCGUCUUUGUCAAAACGUUCAGUUCGGGACUUGUUAAAUGAAGUGGACAUGGAUAAUACCGGUUGUGGGAUACAUGCAGUUCAUCAUUUAUUCCUUAUAUGGCUCUCCGUUUACCCUUUGUGCUCUCAGGGAAGUUGGAUGCCGACAGGAGAGGAGAACCGCUUCUGAUCUUUGUGUCACACUGCUCCGCAUCACAGGUGGUUGGGCAUCACAUCUGUAGGAGUGCCCGAGAAGUUGGGUUGCGCGCAUUUGCCCCUGUCGCACAAGCAGAAGGAGCUGUGCGCGCGCAAACCGCAUCUUCUACCGAGCGUUAAAGAGGGCGCGCGCCUGGGCAUCACCGAGUGCCAAACUCAGUUCAGACACGAACGCUGGAACUGCUCGACCCGACGGGACCCGAACGUGUUCGGCUACGAGCUCACGAGCGGGACUAAAGAGACAGCGUUCAUCCAUGCAGUAAUGGCUGCCGGCCUGGUUCAUGCAGUCACCCGCUCUUGCAGUGCAGGAAAUAUGACAGAGUGUUCAUGUGACACAAGCCUGUUGGGCAGCGGGUCGCCCACCGAGGGCUGGCAUUGGGGCGGCUGCUCUGAUGACAUCGCCUUCGGGACUUCAUUCAGCCGCCGCUUUAUUGACAGUGCAGCGAAAAACACCUCGACCCGUGGUGAGGAGGCCCUGCUCAUUAUGAAGCAGCAUAACAGUGAGGCUGGGAGACAGGCGGUGGCCAAAACAAUGUUGACAGACUGCCGCUGUCAUGGCGUAUCGGGUUCAUGUGCGGUAAAGACGUGUUGGCGCACAAUGGCUGCAUUUGAGCGUGUGGGCGCCUACCUGAAGGAUCGCUAUGAAACCAGCGUUCAUGUUGUGGACCGUUCCAAACGUAAGGUGCGACGCAAGGAUAAAGAGCAACGCCAUGUGCCUAUCACCAAAGAUGAGUUAAUCUUCUUCAACAAAUCGCCCAAUUAUUGCUUGGAGGACCGGCGGCUGGGCGUGACGGGGACCAGGGGCCGCAAGUGUAACAGAACUUCGGCCGGGCCCGACGGCUGCAACCUGCUGUGCUGCGGACGGGGAUACAACACACAUGUGGUGCGACAUGUAGAGCGCUGCGAGUGUAAGUUCGUCUGGUGCUGUUAUGUUCGCUGCAGACGCUGCGAGACAAUGAAUGACAUGCACACCUGCAAGUAAAGCAGCGACUUCGGGCGAGGUUGAAGGAUCUCGUGAGAGGAAAUGGACCUUCUUUGUGCUGUCAGCCUAUACAAACAAGCAUGUUGACGAAAUAUCCAACCGGCAAUACGUAGCUGAAUCCAUAAAGAAAUGGUAUAAUCCUUUUUUAAGUACACAUGCAUAACUCUUCCCAUGGGUUUCCAUUGGGAGUCAAGCCAUUUUGUAUAUAAUGACUGUGGAAUAAACUGGAGCAUAAAGGGAAUUCAAAUACUGGGAAUUGCAGAGGAAAAGUGUAAAUACUUUAGAUAACUCUGUUUGGAUUUUUUACUGAAGGCAUGUUCGGAUAAAGAGUUAGCUGACCUUAAAAUGAAAAGUUUGUCAAAAUUAGUCUUUCCAACUCACCUCUUCACUUUUUCCCAACCCAAAUCUUCAUUAAAAAAUUAUUAAAAGUAGGAUCACUCAAACAUUUCGUAAAUAAAAACUAUUAUUCAAUUCAGUCAUUAUUCAAUUAAAGUUCCGAGCAGUUCCUAUUAUUUAAUUAAAGUUCCAAGCAGCUUUACAAAAGGUGUUCAUCAUUAAAUUACAGUCAAAAUCAGAAAAUAUAAACCGCUUAAAGGUGAGUGACAGAAUUUUCAUUUGAUGGCAAACUAACCCUACAACGAUCAAUUCUAGUGGGAAUUGUGUUGAUAAUAUGCCAAGAUAUUUUUGAUAUAAUGUUUUAUAGGUUCCAAAUAAGAAAUCAUUGAAUAAAUAAUACCCAAAGAAUGCUUUCUGCAGUUUUGGCAUUAUAUUUUCAUGAUUUAUAUGUACAUAUUCAAUUCUGAACAAUGGAUAUAUGUGAUUACGCCUUAUUUCUGAGACUGAAAAAACAGAAAAAAGUUUUUCAGAGACAUUCUUUUAAGGCGUAAAUGCAUAUGCUGAAGAAACAAAAACAAUUAAGCUUGGAUAUUAAUUGUAGUGUCAUUGAUUUGAGAUAUAUAUGAAUGGUUAAGAUGCAAAAACCUAAAAAUGCCAUCUGAAAAUUGCCUUCUAAUAUUAGCAUUUUUUUGUGUGACUUGAUUCAGUAAUUUCACUUUUAUGGCAAAGAAGAGAAUAUGUCUAUCGCUUUUAACAUGAAAUAACUCAACAUAAACAUAAAAAUGCUCAUUCUAGAAGCAAAUUACAGAUGGCACUUAGAGGUUUUGAAUCUGAACUCUUCAUAUUUCAAAUUACAAAUCAAGGUUUCCACUUUGUAUUUCUUGUGAGCGUUAUGUGAGUCUCGUUUCCUCUUUAGCGCUAAUCCCCCAUGCACACAGACCUCUGAAAGCGUAAUGCUUUGCUAGAAGUAACAGAGUUGUGCCAAAUACCAUGGCUGUAUUCUCUUUAAAGACCCUUAAAUGCUAAUGCAAGUGGCUCUUUUAUGCAGCCACAUUCCAAGCAACAGGACGGUGACAAUUUACAGCAGUGUUCGCAGAACAUAUCAGAGAUCUUCUCUCGUGUGACAGACGAAUAAAAAAACAAGUUCUAUGACUUCUUGCACAUGCUAGCAAAUCUAUUAAAUCGGUGGAAAAUCUCACUCAUGUUGGGUUUCGUGAUUUUACUCUGAAUGUCUGCUUGUUCAUUCUCAUGUGGUUGUAUUUACCGCUGAGUGGAUGUUGCAUCAAGCUUUCUUAAAAACAGUUUUUUUUUCUGUCCAAGUGAAAUCACUUUAGAUUAUUGUCUACAUUGGCUCUCAAUAAAUAACUCCCUUUUGGAAA